Molecule: messenger RNA, 1103 nt
Organism: Bicyclus anynana (squinting bush brown)
Lineage: Eukaryota; Metazoa; Arthropoda; Insecta; Lepidoptera; Nymphalidae
Product: lipopolysaccharide-induced tumor necrosis factor-alpha factor homolog
Exons: 2
Coding region: 188-610 (140 amino acids)
Molecular function (GO): zinc ion binding
Source: RefSeq, a predicted model, not a curated record
GAUUACAGUAUGUGCUAUUUUUAAAAGGGAUACUCUAUAUUAUAAUAUGUUACUUAAAUUUAUCUAGUAUUUGGGUAUCCACUCAUGGAUUGGUGAAAGAUAAGAUAGCAGAAUUGACUAUCAGAUAUAAAGAUAAAUAUUUAUCAACAAUACCAUAGAGGAAAAUGUUUUGUUAAAGUAAAACAAAAUGAGUAACCAUGAAGUGAAUUUUGCAGUUGCAAGAGACAGUGAAAUGGUGCAAUUAGGUGUGAAUAUACAGAACCAUACACACCAAGAUCUUCCACCACCAUACACAAUUACAGAUCCAAUAAAUAACCAGCCUCCAGUAACAGGGCAACCUGUUGUACACCAGACAAUAUAUGUUCAGCAAACAUUGAAGAACUCACCUAUUUAUACCAAUUGUCCGAGUUGUCAUAAAAGUACUCUUACAACUGUGCAAUUUGUUAAUUCGAAGAAAACACACAUGCUAGCUGGUUUUAUAUGUGGAUUGACAACGUGGUGUAUGCUGUGCUGCCUCGCAACAAUUCCUUAUGCAUUUUCAACAUUUAAAACAGCUGAUCACUACUGUUCUAACUGUAAUUACUACUUAGGGAGUUACUCAAAGCUCUAGACAGAGGAAAACAAACAAUGAGGUUUGAAAGCCAGUUUCAAACAGUAUCAGGACUAAAAUGAUUGAUCACAAAGGAUUUAAGAUGUUAAUAAACAAUAUACUUGAUUUUAACAAUGUUUUUAUUUAUUAAUUACUCCAUAAUUCAAUUAUUGUACGGUACUUGUAACCUAAAACAGUCUGAUGCAAUCUUCCAUUUACCUUCAAUGGCUACAACAAGAAAUGUCUGUUGGAAUGGUGUUUUUACCUGAUCAUUGUUGUAUGUAACGUCGCCACAUGCUUGGAUCAGGUACGUCAGUUUAUUCGAUACCAAGUUAUUUUUUAUGUGUUGAGCAUCCAGAGUUUUUAGCACAUGAUUGCUAGCAGGUAAAUCCAUUAAGAACUUUUGGAUUUUUUCAUUCCCAUUAAUACCAUUUCCAUUCCAAACCAAUAAUCCAGUGUCAAGAUAUAACUUGGAAGUCAGGUGUCUGCUGUUAUCCAAUUGUUUAUAAAAUAA